CACGGAACCUGACUCCACUGCUUGUGGGACGAAGUCGGGGACAUCAAGAACUGGGCCAAAGAGCUCUUCAAGGCAGAGAAAGACAAUCACCCUUCUUCCUGAUAUGCCUUUUUUUUUUCUAGAAUGAUAACGUCCCUGGGUUUACGGUUUAACCUUUGGUUUCUUGGCUAUUUACUGUGGAGGCAGCAACGAGUAAGCUCCGUCACGUGGCCAUCGGGCUCCCGAAUGGGGAAUAGCGGAUCUGCAGCCUCGUGCGUCAAAGGCGAGCUGAAGCUGAAGCUGCAGAAAGGCUUGAGAAAUGAAGUCAUAAAACGGCUCCAGAAGGGCCUAGACAGACCCAACUCAGCUGCUAGUCUUGUCUAUAGACUGAUUUGACGAAUAUAUAAGGCAGCGCAAUGUCCUGCUACGACAGGAUAUCUUUCACCAGGCAAACAGUGGUGUUUCAGCUGCCACUGCCACUGUCACUGAGAGAACUUCC
Messenger RNA from Penicilliopsis zonata CBS 506.65, 478 nucleotides. RefSeq lists its product as hypothetical. Bases 124 to 375 code for a protein of 83 amino acids. The transcript is spliced from 3 exons. The record is from RefSeq and is a predicted model, not a curated record. Lineage: Eukaryota; Fungi; Ascomycota; Eurotiomycetes; Eurotiales; Aspergillaceae.